Molecule: messenger RNA, 4784 nt
Organism: Myotis lucifugus (little brown bat)
Lineage: Eukaryota; Metazoa; Chordata; Mammalia; Chiroptera; Vespertilionidae
Gene: EHBP1L1
Product: EH domain binding protein 1 like 1
Molecular function (GO): protein binding
Source: RefSeq, a predicted model, not a curated record
AUGGGCUCUAAUCUAGCACUCUCCCCCCACCUUUGUUGUUCUGAGCCCAGAAGGGUCCUGCCUCUGCUUUGCUCUGCUCUGCCCCUAAGAAGCACUUCACAAAUAUUGCAACCGGAUAAGUUGGUGGUGGUGUGGACCCGGCGGAACCGUCGCAUCUGCUCCAAGGCCCACAGCUGGCAGCCGGGCAUCCAGAACCCUUACCGGGGCACCGUGGUGUGGAUGGUACCUGAGAAUGUGGACAUCUCCGUGACCCUGUACAGGGACCCCCACGUGGACCAGUAUGAGGCCAAAGAGUGGACAUUUGUUAUUGAAAAUGAGUCCAAGGGGCAGCGGAAGGUGCUGGCCUCAGCCGAGGUGGACCUGGCCCGCCACGCGGGGCCCGUGCCUGCCCAGGUUCCGCUGCGGCUGCGGCUGAAGGCCAAGUCGGUGAAGGUGGUACACGCGGAGUUGAGCCUCACCCUCUCGGGGGUGCUGCUGCGAGAGGGCCGUGCCACGGACGAUGACAUGCAGAGUCUUGCGAGCCUUAUGAGCGUGAAGCCUAGUGACGUGGGCAACUUGGACGACUUUGCUGAGAGUGACGAGGAGGAGGCUAAUGGUCCAGGAGCCCCUGAGGCUCGGGCUCAGGCCCCCCCGCCAGAUCCCCCUCGAGAGCUGAAGACACUCCGUGAGGAGGAGGAGGGCCGGGCGCAGCCCCGGCAGGCAGCUGCCAGCCCGUCUAGUACUGAGGAUACCAGCCCAGCCCCUGUGAGUGUCCCUGCGCCCCCAGCCAGGGCCUCCCGGGGCCAGGGGUCAGAACCAGCUACUGUAGUCGGGGGCCAGGUGGGGCCUGAAGCCCCAAGGCCCCCCGGAACCCCACUGGAGACAAGGUCCUCAAGACAUCCAGACCAGGAUUUGGCCCCCAUCCCGGCCCCUCGGCUCCGGAAAGGCUCUGAUGCCCCCUGCCCCUCAGUCCCCCAAGGGAAAGAUGAGGCCCCCAAAGCCUCAGGGGCUCCCCCAGCAGGAGUGGGUUCUGCUGGGGAGACCCAGGCCCAGGCAAGCCCUCAGGAAGGGACAGAGGCCCAGGGAGCCGGGCCGAGCCCAGGCGUUGAGGAUGGAGGCUGCAGAAACUCUUUGGAAGGGCAGAAAGUCAAGGCUGAGGAAGGCACCGUUGGGGACAGGCCAGAGGCCAGUGGGGUGGACACUGAGCAGGGGUCAGGACCCAGAGGUGUGAACACCAAGAGGUCAGAGGUCAGAACUGGGGAGGCUGAAGAGAGUUCAGAAGUUAGUCAAGUGGAUGCUGAGCAGAGGUCAAAGGUGAGACAUGUGGACACUAAGGGACCAGAGGCUGCAGGGGUGAUGGCUGAGGCAAGGUUCAGGGGAACUCCUGAGGCUCCUCUGAGGGCCUCUCAGGGGAGGACAGGGGUCAGGACCCGGGAUGAGGUUCCUACUGUCCAGAGCUCACCCCCAGCAGAGCCUGCAGGGCAUUCCAGGCAUCUCAGUGACUCCGAGGGGUCCAGGGCUGCUGCAGGCCAGGAGAGAGAGGGUGCAGAGGUGAGGGGCGGGGCCUCUGGUGUUGGGGGGACAGGCCUGGAGCAGGGCCCCUCUGUUGGAGCAGCAAGCACCAGGCCCCAGGUGAGCAGGUCCCAGGAAGCCCCACCCACAGCUGACCAGGGGGCAAUGUCUAGGGAUCUGGGGGUCUGGGAGGCAGAAACUGGGGUCUUGAGUGUCCUGGGAACAGAGAUGGGGAUGACGGAAUCAGAGGUUUUGGGGACCCAGGAGACAGAAGCAGAGGGAUCAGCGUUCCCAAAGAUAGAGAGCGAGACAGCAGGAGCUGAAAGGUUGGAGGCCCCGGAGACAGAGGCAAUGAGAUCGGGGGUCCCUGAGUCAGAAGCCGCUGGGAUGGCAGAGUCUGAGGAACCGGAGACCCAGGAAACAGAGGCUGGGGCUUCAGGAGUUCUGAGAACAAAGACGGGGGUGGCAGAGACUGAGCUAUUGGGGGCCCAGGUGAUAACAGGGGGCUCAGGGGUACUGAGAAUAGAAGCUGAGAUAGCAGAGCCUACAAUAUUGGGGGCCAAGGAGACAGAGGUGGGAGAGUCAGGGGUCUCGGCAGUAAAAUCUGAGGCAUCAGGGACCCAGGAAACAGAAGUAGCAGGUUCUGAGGUUCCAGGGUUUGAGGCUGAGACAGCAAAGGCAAAGAUACUGGGGACCCAGGAGAAAACAGCUGAGGGUUCAAGGGUCCCCAAGAUAGAAUCUGAGGUAGCAAGAGUCCACGAAGCAGAGGUAGAGGGUUCAGGGAUCCCAGGGGUGGGGACUGAGACAGCAGAAGCUGAGAUAUUAGGGACCCAGGAGGUAGCAGCUGGGGGUUCAGGGGUCCCAGGGGUAGGGACUGAGACAGCAGAAGCUGAGAUAUUGGGGACCCAGGAGGUAGCAUCUGGGGGUUCAGGGGUCCCAGGGGUAGGGACUGAGACAGCAGAAGCUGAGAUAUUGGGGACCCAGGAGGUAGCAUCUGGGGGUUCAGGGGUCCCAGGGGUAGGGACUGAGACAGCAGAAGCUGAGAUAUUGGGGACCCAGGAGGUAGCAGCUGGGGGUUCAGGGGUCCCAGGGGUGGGGACUGAGACAGCAGGGGCCCAGGAGACAGAGAUGGGAGAUUCAGGGGACUCAGGGCCAGAGGUUGGAAUGGCAGAGGCUGAGGGACUGGGGACUCAACAGACAGAAAGGACCGUUUUGGAGGCUGAGAACGCUAAGGUCUCUGGGGUCCUGGAGGCAGAGGCUGGGCUCCGCGGGAGCUUCAUGUAUGAGGCGUUAAAGGCCCCAGUUACUAAGCAUAGAGUUUUAAGGCCCCAGGGAGCAGAGGCAGAGACUGCAGUUUUGAGGGUCCAGGAGUUGGAGGCUGGGGAUUUGGGGAUUUCAGAGGCCAAGUCUGGGGUGUGGGGAGCCCCUGAAGCAGAGGUGGAAGCUUUAGGUCCUCCCGAGAACCAAUCUGGUGUUUUUGAGGCCCAGGAAGCAGAGGCUGGGGUCUUGGGAACCGAGAAGGGGAGAGAAGCUGAGGCCGGCCUGACUGAGACGCAGGUGGCCAGUGGGGCAGGGGCUGGGGUGCCCAGGCCCUCAGGGGCCUCUUCCCCAGAGGAGCCUGAAGAGGACAGGAGGCUGCCCGGCAGCCAGGCACUACCUACCCUGGUCAGCUCCAGCCAGUCCCUACUGGAGUGGUGCCAGGAGGUCACCGCUGGCUACCGGGGCGUCCGAGUCACCAACUUUACUACGUCCUGGCGCAACGGUUUGGCUUUCUGUGCCAUCCUGCACCGAUUCUACCCAGACAAGAUCGACUAUGCUUCCCUCGACCCACUCAACAUCAAGCAGAACAACAAGCAGGCCUUCGAUGGCUUCGCGGCCCUGGGCGUGUCCCGGCUGCUGGAGCCCGCGGACAUGGUGCUGCUGUCGGUGCCGGACAAGCUGAUAGUCAUGACCUACCUGUGCCAGAUCCGCGCCUUCUGCACGGGGCAGGAGCUGCAGCUGGUGCAGCUGGAGGGCGGCGGCGGAGCUGGCACGUACCGCGUAGCCAGCACCCAGCCCAGCCCGCCCGACGACCUGGACGCCAGUGGCCUGGCGCAGAGGCUGCGGGAGCACCGGGCAGAGUCGCCCGAGGAGCCCAAGGAGCCGAAGGAGGCGGCGAGCCGCGGGGAAGGGGCAGCCCCCGAGGAGGCUUCCAAGGACCAAGGGGCCGAGGCCGCCAAGGAGGCCCGUCUGCGAGUCCCGCCGAGGCUCCGAAGCCCGCCGUCGUGCCCGCGCCAAGGCGUUGUGAAUGGGCCAGAGCCUGGCGCCGAAGGCGCUUGGCUUCACAGCCUUUCACCCCUGACUCUCACCAAUACUCUGUGGGGACCCAGGAACAAGGUUGGUGAGGCUCAGAGAGUGGGAGUCGACUGGCCAGGACCACAGGGCCAGGGAUGGAGAUUCUUCCUAGAGGAGCUAGGGGCUGGGGUGCUGUGCAUGCAGGACUGGAGACACAGCUGGAUGGGCAGGGUAUGGAAUUGCGGGUCCUUCCCUCCGUGUGUAAGGCUCUGGCUGGGUCCAGGGUGGGAUUGUUGGGGAACCCCUCCAAGCCGUCACUGUCUCCUUCCUCCACAGGAAGGUCUGAGCCCUGCCCCCGGCCUACCCACCGCCCCAGCCCCAGCCCCACAGCAGCCCUCUGGUGGCAGUCCCCCAUUGGAGGAGCCAUCCCCUAACCCAGGGGAAGAGGCUGGGCUGCAACGGUUCCAGGACACAAGUCAGUACGUGUGCGCAGAGCUACAGGCCCUGGAACAGGAGCAGAGGCAGAUAGAUGGACGGGCAGCUGAGGUGGAGACGCAGCUGAGGAGCCUUAUGGCAUCAGGUGCCAACAAGCUGCAGGAGGAGGUGCUGAUCCAGGAGUGGUUCACACUGGUCAACAAGAAGAACGCUCUCAUCCGGAGGCAGGACCAGCUGCAGCUGCUCAUCGAGGAGCAGGACUUGGAGCGGAGGUUCGAGCUGCUGAGCCGGGAGCUACGGGCCAUGCUGGCCAUCGAAGACUGGCUGAAAACGGCGGCGCAGCAGCACCGAGAGCACCUGGAGCAGCGGCGCCGCAAGCUGAGCCGGCAGCUGAGCCGGCGCGAACGCUGUGUGCUGAGCUGAGCCGCCGCCGGAGGAGUCCUCGGCUUUCCGGUCGCCGCCCCGGCGUGCGCUCCCGACGACCCGGCCCCCUCGGCUGCCGCGCGCGGCUGUAGGGGCCGCUGUCGCUCCUUCCCCGGGAGGACGGGGUGCCGCGCCUUCGGGCGUAUUAAUUUGUCUGUGUG